GAUGUGAAUUACUGCUAAGAACAAGUUUAGGAUCUAUUAAAUAUCUUGGCUUCAUCCAUUGCAAUUCUAGUUUUGUUUGGAGCUGAGCAUUUCAGGGUAAGAGAAUCCUUGUCCUGGAACUCAUUUCUUCUGAGCUGUAUCCUAAUAAUAUAACUCUAUGGGAGGAGAGGGUUUGAAAACCAUUUAAUUGAGCUGGACUUCCCGCUGGAGCCAAGAGCUGCAAUGUUGAUUUCUCUAGUGGAGGCCUGAUUGUCUGAACCAUAGAAAAAGCAGUGAACUGAAGGGGUCCUACAGUGUCAAUAACCAGAAGUGUUUAAAUGUUUCAGCUCCAGAAGAUCUGAAUAAAUUGCAUAAAGGCAAAACUAUUCUCCUUGGUAUGGUGGCUUAUUGAAAUGUUUCUGACCUUAAUUGAAAUGUGUGAGAGUUACUGACCUGAGUGAUGUCCAGUAUAAGUGGAUGGUCUUUUAACUGUUCUUAUAGAAAAACCUUCAGCCUUUUAGAGAGAAACCGACUAGUUUUGCAAAAUGAUUUUGCUGUUGUGUAUUGUAUGAAGCCAUAUAUUGGAGCUCAUAAAUUAUGGUUUAGUUUUAGCAUGACAUGUGAGCCCAUCCCAUUGUUAUUUAUUUAAUAAAACUGAACAAACAGAAACAGCAAAAAGAGAAGAGAAAAAAAAAGAAAACAAUGGAACAACAAUUACAUAGAGAAGAUCUUCUCAUACAACUAGUUGUGUUUAGCAAAAUACAAUGUGUUUCGUUGGCUUAUGGUUUGUCACAAUGUGUGAGCCCACCCAUUAUGGCUUAGUAUUGUUCAAUAAAACCGUGAUUAACAACUUUGCUUAGCAAAGCAAUUGAUUCUCCUGAAAGAACACCAAAGAAGUUGAGGGUCUUACAGGAAACAAUUACUUCCUGACCAGGCCUAGUGCUAAAUAAAGACUCUUUCCGGAUUGGCUUUUACCUGUGUUCAUAUAUAUCUUUUCCCCUUUCAUAAGAUGCUGAAUAAUGUUUAAAACACUGUUUCUGAGACUUCUGCACGUUGUGUCUCUUGCCUGGGCAUUUCAUGGAGGCCUGCUCCUUUGCCACGUAGCACCCAAGAGCAGGAAUUAGCCUAGAAAUGAAAUGCUGGCAAAGCGACAGAUUCUUUUUAUAGCUUGCCCUUGAUUUCUUGCUCCUGUCCUGCCUUUUCGUUUUGGCUUUAAUAUUUCCACAGCCUGGUUUGUUUGUUCCUUCUCCUGCCUUCUAAAUUUCCAUCUGAAAAGUUUAUGCUACUACCUGCUCCUGCAUCUUGGCACUUGGAAGGGGCCGAGGAGCAACGGAAUGAUAAAAUCUCCGUUUACUCAAAGUUUCCAUGAAUCAUAGCUGUUUGCAUUCUAGAAACUCUUCCAUUAUCCACUGAUCCCUUCCCUUGUGGAAACCUUUUUUCCUCUUACCACUAUCAGCUUAAUUAUGUAGCUUUUUUCUCCAGUUAUGAUUAGCCUUCCUGGAUUACACAGCCAUGAAUGAAUGAACAUAGUUUUUUCUGUGAAUGACUAUUCCUUUUAGCAGUGACUCUAGCACAGUUGGAUCUCAAAGUGCAUUUCUUGUUUUCAAAAGAUGAGAGGAAGAGGAAGAAGGGGCUUUCUUGUUCUAUCUUAUGCUGCUGAGUAAGGAAAGAGUAUCACUAUGUCCAUUCGCACUGGCGAUGCGAACUUUAAAGUAGAACUGUUGCUGUAGACUUCUCUCUCAGCUGCCUUGCAGAAUUUGGAGGGACCCUUAAUUCUGUGCAGGUGUGUUUUGAAAGGCUUUCUGGAAUUAUUACUGAUCUGGCAUUUAACCAUGUUUCAGAAUGGAGGGUUUCGGAGAUGGACCUUGGUGCUGCAACUGUACCUCCUACUUCUCACUUCUUGGGCACGGGCUGGCGCAGAAGCCUUGACGCAGCCUCCCAUCACGGCAGCCUCCUUUCUGCAGGAUCUUUUCCUCCGCUAUGGUGAAGAUGACAGGCUCACUUUGCAGCAGCUGAAAUCCCUGUUGAAACGCCUGGAUGUGGGAGUUGAACGGCCCAAUAUCAGUCGCACGCAGCAGCAACAGCACAGGAACCUCUCCUGGUGCUUCAGUUCUUCGGAACUCUUUGCCACACACAAUCUGAGUGAAUGGUCCCAUCUUGGUCGGAGCGAGUUCCAAGAAUUCUGCCCAACUAUCUUGCAGCAGCUGGAGUCAAAGGCGUGCAUGUCGGAGAAUUUGGAGAAUGAGGAAGAUGAAUGGAUGAAGGAGGGGAAACCAAGCUCUACAGAAGUCUGGGGAUACGGUUUCCUCUGUGUGACCGUCAUUUCCCUCUGCUCCUUGGUCGGGGCCAGUGUGGUGCCCUUCAUGAAGAAGACCUUUUACAAGCGGCUGCUCCUCUACUUCAUAGCUCUGGCGAUUGGUACUCUUUAUUCUAACGCCCUCUUCCAGCUCAUUCCUGAGGCCUUUGGGUUCAAUCCACAGAAGGAUGACUAUGUCUCCAAAUCUGCUGUUGUCUUUGGGGGAUUUUAUCUGUUUUUUUUCACUGAGAAAAUACUGAAGAUGCUCCUCAAACAAAAGGACAAGCACCUUCAUGGGCACAGCCAUUAUAGCAGUGAGUCCCUUCCUUCCAAGAAGGACCAGGAGGAAGGUGUCACUGAAAAACUGCAGAAUGGAGACCUGGAUCACAUGAUCCCUAAUAAGAGCAGCGAUUUGGAAUGCAAGAAUCCCUCUGCUGAUGAGAAGGUUGUUGGCUCCUUGUCUGUUCAGGACCUCCAAGCAUCUCAAAGCACAUGCUAUUGGCUGAAAGGGGUGCGUUAUUCAGACAUUGGCACCCUGGCUUGGAUGAUAACCUUGAGUGAUGGCCUUCACAAUUUCAUUGACGGGCUGGCCAUCGGUGCCUCCUUCACUGUCUCGGUCUUUCAAGGCAUCAGCACCUCUGUGGCCAUUCUUUGUGAAGAAUUUCCCCAUGAGCUAGGAGACUUUGUCAUUCUGCUGAAUGCGGGGAUGACAAUCCAGCAAGCGCUCUUCUUCAACUUCCUCUCAGCUUGCUGCUGCUACCUGGGCCUGGGGUUUGGGAUAUUGGCUGGUAGCCACUUCUCAGCCAACUGGAUCUUUGCUCUAGCCGGAGGGAUGUUCCUCUACAUUGCAUUGGCCGACAUGUUCCCAGAGAUGAAUGAAGUCAGCCGAGAAGACGAAAGGAGUGGCAGCGCUUUGAUUGCGUUUGCGAUUCAGAAUGCCGGACUGCUGACAGGAUUCACCAUCAUGGUGCUACUCACUACCUACUCGGGAGAAAUCCAGCUUGGAUAGAGGCGUGCUGCUGGGUACCUGGAGGUCCGCGGACUGUGCCGAGCGCAGUUGCUUGUCAAGGAUUUCAGAAGGGGCAUGUUUAUUCAACCUGCUUCUUAGAUUUCUUAUUGGACCGACCUGCACAGGCUGACAACUUUUCUCUCUAGCAUUAAAUGAUCGAAGGAUCAUUUCUUAAUCUAACAACAGAAUUUGUCUUUCCCUCCCUCCCACCCACCCCAC
Molecule: messenger RNA, 3503 nt
Organism: Python bivittatus (Burmese python)
Lineage: Eukaryota; Metazoa; Chordata; Lepidosauria; Squamata; Pythonidae
Gene: SLC39A14
Product: solute carrier family 39 member 14
Biological process (GO): intracellular monoatomic cation homeostasis; zinc ion import across plasma membrane
Cellular component (GO): plasma membrane
Molecular function (GO): monoatomic cation:bicarbonate symporter activity; zinc ion transmembrane transporter activity
Source: RefSeq, a predicted model, not a curated record